Momordica charantia (bitter melon) is the source of this 1098-nucleotide messenger RNA. RefSeq lists its product as uncharacterized. The record is from RefSeq and is a predicted model, not a curated record. Lineage: Eukaryota; Viridiplantae; Streptophyta; Magnoliopsida; Cucurbitales; Cucurbitaceae.
AUGAAUAGAAAUGCACAAGAUCCUCCACCGCCACAAAAUCCACCUGUGAAUGGAGAUAUGGCAGGUGAAGAAGCAGCAAACCGAGUAGGAGAAAUUCCUAAUCUGAUCCUUCUAGCAGAUAAUCGAGAUGUAGCCAUGCGGAAUUAUGUCACUCAUGCGUUCCACAACCUAAAUUCAGGGAUAAAUAAUCCUUUACCCCAAGCCGCACAGUUCGAGCUCAAGCCAGUCAUGUUCCAGAUCUUACAGACGAUGGGCCAGUUCGGAGGAUUGACUAAUGAAGAUCCUUACUCCCAUCUCAAAUCCUUUAUUGAAAUAGCUAAUGCAUUUCAACUUCCGGGUAAUUCUGAGGAUGCACUAAGAUUAAAAAUGUUUCCUUUUUCUCUCAGGGAUGGUGCAAGGACUUGGAUUAACGCAUUAGAACCAAAUUCUAUCAACACAUGGGCAGAACUGACGGAUAAAUUUUUGGCAAAGUACCACACUUUGACCAAGAACGCAGACCUCCGAGAGGACAUUGUGUCUUUUAGACAGAAGGAGAACGAAGCAGUUCAAGAAGCUUGGGAGCGUUUUAAGGAGUUACUUAGAAGAUGCCCGAGCCAUGGAUUGCCCUCAUGUGUGCAGAUUGAACAAUUCUAUAGAGGAUUGGAUCGUUCAUCAAAGAUGAUGUUGAAUACCCUAGCCAAUGGCUCGUUGUUAGAGAAGUCGGUAAAUGAGAUUGUUGAUGUCUUGAAUAAGAUGACAGACAUUAAUGACCAAGGCGAAAUGGGAAGGUCAUUACCAAAGAAGCAAGUAUCAACUGGAAUCUUUGAGUUAGACACAGUAGCUUCAAUGCAAGCCCAAAUGGCAGCUAUGAACCAAAUGUUAAAGCAGUUGACAAUGGAGAAGGAAACCAAAACCGUCACUUCGGCGAUACCUGAACACUCUCCUAUUUUGCAAAUUUCAGAUAUAUCUUGUGUCUAUUGUGGUCAAGGUGCCCAGCGGAAUUUCAACCCGUAUUCAAACACUUACAACCCUGGAUGGAGGCACCAUCCAAACUUUUCCUGGAGUAACCAAGGAGUAGCUAGUAGCAGUGCACAAGCACCCGCUCAACAAUACAAGUAA